AUGACGGAAUCGAGGGCCAGGAACGUAUUGGGCCUGGUGGACGAGGAGCUGUUGAUGGGGGUCAUGGCCAAGUCACCCCGGCUGUCUGUCUUUGUCAUGGCCGGGUUCCCCUUUGACCACGACCAAUUGAUUCGGAGGAUCGCCGAUCGGAUAUCGUCUGGUGGAGAAGGUGGUGUUUCAGAGUUUAAGAAACUUGAGUUGGUCAAUCCGCAUUAUGGACGGGCAAGGGUACGAUCGAUUGAGUACUUGUUGAGCCGUUGUCCGCCGAGCUUGGAGGAGCUGCUGCUCUCGAUUUCAUUUGGGAGUCGGGCUGAACUGGAUUCUGAGGGUGAUUUUCAGGACGUUCAGUUAACGCAACAAGAACAAGGACAUGAGCAGGAACAGGAUGAACAAGAUGAACAAGAACAGAUGGAGGGGACAUGGAAGUUAAAGAAGCUAUCGAUUGGAGGUGAUCUGGGUGGACCGGGAGGAUUGAUCUGGCUCCCUCUCCUUCGCCGCUGCAGUCAACUCCAGAAUCUGAGCGCCCACCUCUUCACUGAUGACUCUCUGGAAAAACUCUCGUCAGUCCUUCGUUCGUCAUGUCCGGAUCUGAACGAGUUGACGCUAAAUUGCAUGACGGGCGGAUCUCAGGCCGACGAACAGAUUGCGAUGUUGAUUCGGUCCUCCAGAGCUUGGAAAAACCUGUCGCUCUCGUUCUUUCACGGAUUUGGACCUCUCUCAACAGCAGCACUGAUCCACCAACACUCGACUACUCUGGAGACGUUGGUCCUCACGGAAUGCGAUGGAUUCUGUAGCGAGGAUAUCCAGACUGUCCUGAGCUCCUGUGUGAAUCUGCGGACCUUCCAGGCAAUGACGUCGAGCGGGACCGAGUUCUCGAGCACGGUGUAUCUGGAUGCGAGCGAGAUGGUCGAUUCUCCGUGGGUGUGUCUGGGCCUCGAGAAAUUGAAACUAGUCAUCACAGGGAUUGCACGACCCGAUCUGAAAAAGGACCAGUACGGGAGACGGCUGACAGGGCCCUUACACGACGGGACCAUUCAGGGAUACGAGAUGCAACAAAUUGUGUACAGUCAACUCGGCAAUCUGACACGACUCCAGGAACUGUGGUUGGGUCAUGACACACCCGACCUGGACGACGAGGAAAACUAUCAUCCGACAGAGGUGGAUGGCCAAUGGCGGUAUAUCGACCCAGAUGAACAGUUUGAGUGUCUAGAGUUCUCGUUGCGGAGCGGGCUAAAUCUGUUGGGAGGGUUGACGGAAUUGAGGGUGUUGAAUAUGGACAGGAUGAAUAUCCGGGUGGGGCUGUCGGAGGUGCAGUGGAUGGCGUCGAGAUGGCCGAGGUUGGAGAAGAUUGUUGGAUUGGUGGUACAGGGCGAUGCUGUGCCCAAGUAUGUCCAGUGGUUGUAUGAUCAUCGACCUGACAUUGAGCUUCCACCUGUGAUGGACGAGAAGCAUGCGACCCUCAAGACCCGAGAGGCGAAACGUGCUCUUGCUUUGCAAAGAGCCCAGGGAUGCAUCGGUGACAUGGAGGCGCGAGUUGGAAACCAGCGAAAAGUACAGAAACGCGACUUCAACAAACUUUUCAAGAACAUCAGAGCCGCAUUCUACUGGUCUCAGGAGUCCCGCAGUUCUUUAGCACACCACUUGACCAACAGUGGAUGGAACGUCGUUGUGUGUCCUUCGGAGGCCGAUAUUGCGAUUGCCGCUGCUUGCCAACCAAAGGAUAUUAUCGUUUCGGGAGACAGUGACAUGCUGAUCUACGACACUGUCAAGUCUGUAUGGAGGCCAUUGUCACGAGGACGGUUCCUUGUCUACGAGUUCGCCGCGGUCUUGGACCACCUUGCACCAUUUAUGCUGGCCAAGCAGAGGAGUCUAGGGAUGUUUUCAGCCGUUACGAUACUGUCGAUCACCCUCCGGAACGUCACCCUCGUUCUCAUGGUUCUGGAAGACCUUACAAGUACCGUCAACGAUAUGCCAUAA
Linnemannia hyalina is the source of this 1977-nucleotide messenger RNA. NCBI's taxonomy places the organism in Eukaryota, Fungi, Mortierellomycota, Mortierellomycetes, Mortierellales, Mortierellaceae. The record is from the annotation of a GenBank genome assembly.